Messenger RNA from Saccostrea echinata, 3436 nucleotides. RefSeq names its product Na(+)/citrate cotransporter-like. Gene Ontology annotation, molecular function: transmembrane transporter activity. Gene Ontology annotation, biological process: monoatomic anion transmembrane transport. The transcript has 15 exons. Lineage: Eukaryota; Metazoa; Mollusca; Bivalvia; Ostreida; Ostreidae. Gene Ontology annotation, cellular component: membrane. The coding region runs from base 238 to 2112 and encodes 624 amino acids. The record is from RefSeq and is a predicted model, not a curated record.
GUGUAGAUUUUUUUCCACAUCAUAAAAGGGCGUUUAAGUUUAUUUUUAUGUUCUUGGAAAAAUUGUUGAAUCAACCAUCACCGCCAUUUGAGGACAACUCUCUCUUCAGGCUAGUGACAAGGCAGUAUGAAGGGCUGAAAAGGGGACAAUUGAAAUAUAUCACAUUUGCGAUGAGAUUCAACGUAGAUUGACCUUUCUUUUCGAGGUGGACAACGCAUGUGUUUUUGAAGAACGAUCAUGGCUCGAGCAAAAAAUGAAAUUAUAAGAUGUCUAAAAAUUCUUCUUAUGUGGCGGACAGUUUUCAUAUCAUUUUUGCUUCCAAUUUUGUUGCUACCAAUAGCAUUAUCGGAGAGUAAGGUAGCACGAGCAGCCUACGGUGUAUUGAUCAUUGGUAUAUUCUGGGUGUUUGAAGUUCUGCCAUUGGCAGUAACAUCUUUACUUCCAGUACUCAUAUUUCCAUUACUUGGGGUCGCCAAAGUUAGUGUAGUAUGUUCAAGUUACUUCAAGGACACGUUGAUGUUGUUUCUGGGAAGUCUUAUAGUUGCUGUCGCAGUGGAGAAAUGGAAUUUACACAAAAGAAUCGCUUUACGCGCUCUGACACUUGUCGGUCCAAAUCCAAGAUGGCUUAUGUUGGGGAUCAUGUUGCCGUGCUGGUUCCUCUCCAUGUGGAUGAGCAACACAGCAACCACAGCCAUGAUGGUGCCCAUACUCAACGCAAUUCUCCACGUCAUGAAGGAAUCAAUGACAGAUGAACCCGCCGAAGAGACGGAGCUUGUAGAACAAGGCCUUGAUAAAACCAUAGAAAAUGGAGAAGUGGUACAUGUAGAGACAUUGGAGGGGGAGGAAGUUAGCAUCAAACCCCGAGAAAGGGACGUAGACAGCAGGGAUAUCGAUCUCGAAUCUAGCGCACCAAACUUUUCACCAAACGAUCAAUUCAUACGUCUCACCAAGACGUUUGCCCUGUGUACAGCAUUUGCCGCCAAUACAGGAGGAAUGGCGACACUGACUGGAACUCCUCCCAAUAUAAUCCUCAAAACCAUAGCAGACGAUAUCUAUGAAAAAAGAGGCUUGCCAGACUCUGGAAUCUCCUUUGCCAGUUGGUUAAUCGUUGGCUUCCCUCUGUCUCUUAUAUGUCUGAUAAUAUCUUGGAUCUGGUUACAAGUCUUCUAUGCUGGUUCAAGAUGCCUAAAAAAUGAAUCAGAUUCUUAUGAAAGUGUCAGGGUAUAUUUAAAGAAGGCUUACAAACGACUAGGACCCAUGACAUUUCAGGAGAUCGUUGUGCUUAUUGUGUUCAUCGUCUUAGCAUUACUGUGGAUGACGCGGAAACCACAGGUUGUACCAGGAUGGGGAGAUCUGUUCGAAACGGGGUACACUGGAGAUAGCAUUCCUGCAGUAUUAAUCGCUGCUUUUCUGUUUGCUUUUCCAUCUCAUAUCCCUUUCAUAACAAAAGAGACGAGAAAAGACGAGGAGGAAGGCAGAACUGUCUCUGAUGAGGAAAAAUGGAAGUUCCAGCCUCUGUUAGAUUGGGAGACGGUGAAUCAAAAGAUUCCAUGGGGUGUUUUGCUAUUGAUGGGUGGAGGUUUCGCAGUGGCCGCAGCUUGUGAGUCUUCUGGCCUGUCAGAGUGGGUUAGUGAACAGCUGGCUCUUGUAAUGAAGAGCAUGUCAACGUAUCUGGCAGCGCUUAUUCUUUCCAUCAUGGUAGCUCUAGCAACCAAUGUGACGAGUAACUCUGCUACAGCCACCCUCUUCCUUCCAAUCGUCGGUGAACUGGCAAUUAGUUUGAAAGUGCACCCUCUUUCCUUCAUGAUUCCAGUAGCGAUCGCGUGUUCUUUUGCAUUUAUGUUACCUGUAGGGACGCCACCUAAUGCCAUCGUAUUUUCUACAGGUUACCUGAAGGUCAAAGAUAUGGUGAUUGCUGGUUCAUUCAUUAAUUUGGUCACUGUGUUGGUGCUGAUUCUGGCCAUGGUGUUAUGGAUUACACCAUUUUACAAUUUAAACGAGUUUCCAGAAGGGUUUUUGAAGACAGCAAUGAAUGAGACUAUCGUGGAUCUAAACAUUACGUCAGUAAACAACGCAUCAAAUUAUGUUUCGUACAACAUCACAUCAUCAUAAUUUUUGUUAAUUGAUAUCCAGAACGUGUUCAAAUAAUCAACGUUUGGUGCAUCUUUAAAAUCUGAAUUACUAGUAUUAGAGUAACAAGUAUAAUAUAUAUAAUUAUUAAAAAUCAAAAUUAAAUGGAUUCAACGGUCACUUGCCAAAACUAUUACUAGUAUCUUAUGCAAAAUCUGACUGUUGUUUUUGUGUGAUGAGUACUAAUAUUUGCAAAACUUUAAUUUUAGAUAGUUUUUGCUUAUGUUUUACAUAUUUUUGAUAAAUUUUCAAAUCACUGAUCACUACCAGCUAUGAAAAUCAUAAUCUGUGCAAAAUACGAAAAAAAAACCCAAAGGAUUUGUGAUUAAAAUUGACAAUGAAUUUAGUUUAAUUCAUAAAUACAUGUAUUAUAUAUUAUUCCAACCUUUAAAGAGCACAUUGUUUGCAAGCAAUCUGUAUAUAGCAACAAAUGCUGUAUUUUACUUGAAAAAUAACAAAUAAAUUAUAUACUGACAGUUUAGCCACAGCUAUCAAACUUUGAAAUCCGAUUGCUGACACAAAUGUUUGUAAGUAAGAAUCAUUUAUUUUUGUACAUGACAUUUUUUGUUCUAUGUCUUUCAUGGAUAAAACAUAUCUUCACAACUGGUAUCCAGUAUUCACAUUAGGUUAAAAGUAUAACCAUUCUUGAUAUAUGAAGCAUGGUUACAACAUACAAUUUUUGUUAUAUUUGCGUUAAUCUUUUGCCAUAAAAUAUAUAUGUUAUUUAUUGUCGUUUUAUUUUUAAUACUUGUACAUGCUGUAUAUCAUUCCUUUUUCUACAUACUUAUUUUACAAAACAUUCAUAGUAUAAUAUUAUUCACUUUUUACAUACUUGUGAUUGAUUCUGCAUCUUACCCGAUCAAAAAUACAUGGACAUGUAAAACAAUGAACAAAACAUAGUAACACCAGCAAGAACAAUUAUCAUCAGACAAUUUGUUAUAGUAAAAUUGUAACAAGUAUAGAGAAAUGUGGGAGGGUUUGCCGAACAAAUAAAAAAGAUGGUACAAGGGUAAAAAUGAACAAAUGGUUUAUAGGGAUAAAGGGUGUUCUUUAAAGGGGGAGACACUGACGAGUUUUGAAUGUGGUCAGAGAGUUAAAGUGCAUUUUUUGCUUUUUUGGUGUCAUUAUUUUCUGCGUCUGUUUUGUAAUGCUAUUUUUCAUUAUAAUUGUAUUCAAUGAACUUCAAAAGCUUGUUAUUAUAUUUUUUAAAUCUGUGAUUCAAUUUAUUGAAUAUGGUUUUGUAGAAUUAGAAAUUGUUCUGUGAACGAUACAUAUGCAUAUUUUUAUAUUGUUAAACAUGAAGAGA